This is a messenger RNA of Schistocerca nitens (vagrant locust), 1732 nucleotides long. RefSeq names its product protein YIPF3-like. The transcript has a single exon. The record is from RefSeq and is a predicted model, not a curated record. Lineage: Eukaryota; Metazoa; Arthropoda; Insecta; Orthoptera; Acrididae. Bases 50 to 742 code for a protein of 230 amino acids.
UACACAGUCCGUGUACAGCACAUGUCUGUGACUCUCUCUUCUACAUUGUAUGCUUGGAUUUUCAUUUUUUCUCUUCUUGUUGAUGCGACCUAGAAGAAUGCAGGGCUCACAGGAGCCCUGUUCUGUGAUUUAUUUGGGCCGAGACAAUCUUGAGAAAACCCAUGAGAAAUCACUGAAAGAAUGGCUGAAAACACAUUUGAUUGUGCCUCCAAUGGAACUAAUUUCCCGUAUAUUACACUCACUAUUUCCAACUUCACGGCUGCCCCCUCCAGAUCUUUUGGGGCCUGGUUUAGCAUUUUUUAUCUUAGCGGCUCUCCUUCACACAGGGCAUUCAGCUAAAGUAUUACAGACAGCAUCAUCUGCACCAUCUCCAAUUCUUGCUAUUCUGCUAUACACAGCCCUGAUUCCAGCAGCAGCAUAUGUUUCUGUCUGCAUAGCAGGAUCAACAUUGUCGCUGAUGGAAACAAUUUCACUUAUGGGUUACGCUUCCUAUGGCCACAUACUUGCAAUGGGUAUCCCAGUUCUCUUUCACCAAGAAGAAAGUGAAAUAUUCUUCUUUUGGUGCCUUACUGUAUUUGGAGGGCUCAGUUCUUUAAGAAUUAUACUUGUACUGCUAGUUUCAGUACGUAUUCCUGCAGCCCGGUUAGUAGUGUGUAGUCUCGUAGCAACUUUACAUUUGCUUUCUCUUGUAUUCCUGCAUUUUGUUUACAUGCAUACGACAUUUGUGUAUGGUGGAAACUGAAGUGUUGAGGCUAAAAAUAAAUAUUUUAUUUGAAGCCCUGUCAGAUUUUCCCAUAUUUUAACUGAAAUCAAAUCAUUAAAAGAGUGUAUACAGAUAAUUUCACUGCCAUAAAUAUGGAAAAUGUAAUUCAUAUCAUUUCAAGGAGCCCAGCAGAAUCUUUGUUAGCAAUACAGACCACAGGAUUGUGAUACUGAAGUGUCAGUGGUGGAAUGCACUUCAGCUUUCAAAAAGUUACAUAAUUCUUUCAUAGUGCCUUGUGCUGAACAAUUUGUAAAGACUGGAAGCUGAUGUGCUUUUAUUAAGGUGGCUCUUCGAACAGUUAUAUCCUGAGUAGUAGUGGUUUUCCCCCCACCCCCAAACUAGUGGAAUAUCUUCAUUGUAUUGGUAUAAGUGGUUACAUCAGAAAAAUAUGAAUGUAGAAGGUAGUUUUGUAGCUGGUGCUGAAAGUGGUAUGACUGUGCCCUAUAAUAAAAUAUGGAAACAAAUUGAAGUAUUGUGUAGUUUUCACUGCACAGAUUUGUUUAGUCAAACAGGUGAAUCAUUAUAGUGAAGUAUUCCAAAGUUCAUGUACAGAGAUCCCAUGAAAUUAGUUGCAUAUUACAAGCAGUAUUACCCCUAUUUAUUUGUAUUCUCAUGACCAUUUAAUUGUUGCAUUUAGAAUAUUAUUAAAUUUUACAUAAUAUGCAGUCUGACCACCAAUCGUUGCACAUUGUUAGUGCCUGACGUGUUCAGAGCAGCAUAUGAUAGCCGAACAGAUUUGAUGUUCAGAUUGUUGUCUACUGUAUUAUCAACAGUUUUGGCCCAAAAUUGAAUUUUGUAAAAAUAUUCAUGUAAUACCUCUUAGUAGCAUAGCAGAACUACUUCGUGUUGAUGUAUCAAGACUGAAAAUAUUGUAAUCAAUGUGCCCAAGAGUUUCAUGUAUGCACUUGUAAUGUACUUAAAUUUCUUGAAGGCAUUCAUCUUUAUUCCAAAUAAAUUUGUUAUAAAAUA